AACCUGCAGGAAAUAAAGGUCGGAGUCAGGAGAUACCGGUGAGCGUUUGGCGCCACCGUGUGGCCAAGAGCUGAAGGGGGCGUGACACCCCAAUAAUAUCGAGGUGAAUGAAUUCAGUUUUCCCGCUCUAUAAUUCCUUGUGUCGUCACAGUGUCGCGUCACGGGUCCGCAUCAGCGGGUCCUCCUCCUCCUCCUCCUCGUCUUCAUCAUCAUCACCCUCCUCCUCCUCCUCCUCACACUGCGCGGUGUCUCCGCCUGCGGCUCCCCGGCGCGGCCAUGGUGGACUCUCCCGGAGCGAUGAAGAAGCCCUCGGUACCGGAGAUCACCCCGCUGGACCAGUGCGACUUCAACCGGGCCAAGAUCCGCGCCAGCGUCCGGUGGCUGCUGUCCAGGAGCUUCGGCAGCGCAGAGAACGUUCCAGUGGAGCUGAGAGAGCCACUCUACAAGGACCAGUAUGACCAGGAACACCUCAAGCCGGUCGUCUCCAAGCUGCUCCUGUCCCCGGAGACCUACUGCCGAGCUCAGGCCCUGCUGGCUCGGGCGCCCGGAGUCUCUGCAGCGCCUCUGCAGGAGUCGCCCGCCGACAACGCUGCGCUGCUGCAGCUCCUCACCAAGAAGGGCCUGGCUCCGAAGCUCCAGGAGGUGGAUGUCACCGAGCAGGACCUCAGGCACGCGCCCAUCAAGACGAGGUCGCACCUGGCGCUGAUCGACGCCAUGAUGGCGCUGGCUGCUCAGGAGAUCCUCAGCAGGGUGAAGAUAGCAGCGGAGGCGGAGCAGAUGGGCAUCGGGGCGCCGUGGGAGAACGCGCUGCUCUUCUGGGUGAACAGGCUGAACCAGACGCUGAGGGAAAGCACAGAAGACGAGGAGUCACCGAAGCAGCCGCCAUGUUCCGACCUGCAGCCCGUCCAGGACUCGCAGUGUCAGUCGACGCGCUGGUACUGGAAGCUGGUCCCACAUGCUAUCGCUUUUUGUUUGAAGGAGUCGGGGAAUAAACCUCCAGUGAUCCGCUACAGGAAGGACAAAGUGCAGUCCAAGCUGACUCCCACGUUCCCGCUGGUCUCUGCGGUCAAAGAUCUGUCCAACGGUUGUGCCAUCGCUGCCGUGUUGCACUUCUACUGCCCGGGCCUGCUGCCGCUCGAGGAUGUUUGCCUUAAGGACACCAUGUCGGUGGCUGACAGCGUCUACAACCUCCAGCUCAUCCGAGAGUUCUGUGAGAGCACGUUACACAACUGCUGCCCCCUGCAGUUGGAGGACCUGCUGUACGCCCCAGCUCUGCUCCACAUGAACAUCAUGAGUUUCAUCGCAGAACUGCUCGAGUGGUUUGAGGUGAAGAAGCCCGAGUUUGUGCAGCCCGUCCAGCCCAUUGACCUCACCGAUAUUUCAGGAAUUCUUUUCUGUACAAGUCCAGUCAGCGGGAACAGCAACAGUGGUUCUCCGUCCUUCGUCUUUAAGCAGCCCUUCGUUCCCAUCCCGUCCCAGGCGUCGUCAGAAACCAAAGCUUGGACCAAAAAACAAAUCAGUCGUCCUCUAUCCGCCGUGACUUUCAGCAUCCCAUUUGGGCUGGACAGUGAUGUUGAUAUUGUCAUGGGCAACCCAAUAGAUUCUGUGUUUCGCUCCGUCAGCCCCGAUGGCGUCACCACUGGCAUCCCUGCUGUGACAUCAUCCGGAAUGACUCGCGUGCCAUACAGCCCCCCCGAGGAUCUGAGUCACUUGGUCAGCGCUUCGGCACCAUCGCAGCGCAAUACUUGGGGCCCUUAUGCUCACACUGCGCCCCUCGGUGAACUGCCGACCAUAGAGGAAGCGUUACAGGUGGUUCACGUUCCCGGCAGCAAAGAUAGAUGGAGGGGCGGCACGGUAGAGAACGACAGACAUGGGACUUUGAAAAGGCCAGAGGCAAGGCUAUGUCCUGAGGGCGCACCGGCGGGUUUCUUUCUCCACUCCCCAGCAGAAGAUGGCCCGCACCUCAGUAGCUCUGCUCCCACUCACUCUGGAAUCCUCCACCGGCCGCUCGGGGGAGAAGCAGGCAACAAUGAAAGGCAAAGCAGAACUGAGAGGCGGAACAGGUCCGGAAGAUCGUCAGAUAUGUCACGUGACGACGACUCUGUGCUACGCGAUGGUAGCGUUGAUUCUUCUGAAGCGUCAGAUGAUUUACCCAGAAACGCUCCAGGUAAUAUUCGGCCCAGUAGCAACCGACAGGGAAAUGGCAGCAACAGUAACAGCCCACGCAUGACCAGCUUUGCUGAGCGAAGAGACAACAGGAGAAGACAACCUGCUGCUCCAGGGGAGGAGUCGGCUCCCACACCGACAACUCCAGCAACGCCACACACUCCCACCACUCCGGCAGGUGCCCAAAACCAGCACGACUGUCCCGGGCCCAAAGGUCCGGUACCGGGCUCAGAAGCAUGGGAACUGGGAGCCCGACUGGAGGAGAAACGAAAAAGCAUCGAGGCCCAGAAAAGACGGAUCGAAGCCAUCUUUGCCAAACACAGACAGAGACUAGGUAAAACUGCUUUUCUUCAACUGAAGAAAGAGCAAGGAGAGGGAGGAGGCGAAGUCAGUGGGGAGGAUAAUCUUUCCCUGGAGGAGCGGCUCACGCGCAUGGAGGAGCAACUGCAGCAAGAGGAGGAGAGGGAAAAACAAGAGAAGGAGCCAAGUAAGGAGAAAGAGGAGCCGUCGGCUUCUAAUCCUCCUCGGCUUGAAAAGCAGGUCACAUUUUCCAUUGACAGCAAGAAAGGUGCUGAGAAGGAACACGAGUCAGAGAAGGAGAAAGAGGGGGUCAUCACUGAGUAUAAUCAAGUGGUGCAGAAGCUUGGCGAGGCUCUGCAGUCGCUGCAAAAGGACAUGCAGAAACUUACUGAGCAGCAGAAGCAGCUGAUGAGCAACCAAAGACCCAGGAAUGCGGCCAAGACCGGUCAAAAAGCUACACCGAGGGGGAACACCAAAGGCUCAUCCAGAACCCCUCCCCACACCCCGACAAAGACGCCCCCCAGAACUCCAACAAAGACUCAUACGAGCAGUAAAGCUUGGGUGAUCCCUGCCAGUCCUGCUGCCUCAUCUCCGUCCCGCCGGUCUCAAGGGCCCCAAUUAUCCUCCUCUCCCAAAAUUGCAGUUGCGAUUUCAUCCUCAUGUCCAGCGCCACGGACGAAGGUUCACUCCUCUUCUUCGCCCCGUAGUCCGAAACAUCACCCUCGAAACCACCCUCCUGCACGGCCUUCAGAACUGAAGUUUCCAACAUUCAAUCGUGUCUUGACUCCGACCCACACUGUCGAUACGCUCCCGCACCUCCGACGCGUCUCUCCCAGCAAGUGUCAAGUGCAAACCUCUUCAUCCUUCCGCAUUGGGAGUCCUAGAACUCCUCAGCAGUCUCCUCAAGUUGCCCAGCAGACUUUGCCCGAUGAGAGCACCUCUGACACCGGGUCCAGUGAGACGCCGACCCAGUUCAGUCUGGAGCUUGAUCAGGAGGACAGUGAAGCCACAGCGGGCCUUGGCGUCUCUUCACAUCCAAGGCUGGAUCACACACGGGCAGCUGGGGGCAGCAGCUCUGGGCCUCCAUCAGAGUGUUCAUUUGAGAGUGAGACGCUGUCCAUCUCAGCUGCGUACAGCACUGAAGGAGGGAUGAUGAGACGUCCAGGGAAGCCCUCCAGCCCGAUGCAAGCAUCGCUCUCAUCCUUCGGAGAACCAGAGGAGGGCACUGACGAGCCCACCGACGAGGGCCACGAGUUCUCCUCCGAUUCAAUGAGUGACCACAACGAACCUGUUAGGAGACUGACCUCCCAGCCCUCUGAAGAACCAAAUCAAGGUCCAGGCACUACAACUUCGACAGAAUCAAAGGACGAGGAGCCCAAACUGCCCGAAGCAACCGAAUUGGAGGCCAGAGGAGGAGUGGGAUUCUUCUUCACGGAUGAUGACCGAAGCGAGGGGGAAAUGGCUCAGCGCCGCGCCCUGCUGCUGGAGAGACAACAAAAGAGAACAGAGGAGCUGAAGCGACGGAGACUUGAACAAGAACGAGACAAAAGGCAACUGGGUUUUUAUGCAUCAUUAGAUUCCUAUAAUGACUGGAGUUUAAUUCUCCCGUUGUCUCGUCUUAGACCAGCGUCUCGACCAGCGUCUCCAAUGGGUACACCUCCUGCUACUGCUACCUCUCCUUCACUUACACCUCCUGCCACGCCGGCCCGCCGGGGCGAUUUCACACGAGGGGAAUACGCUCGCCGCCAACAGCUGAGAAUCAUGGAUGACCUCGACAAGAUGCUGCGGCAAAAAGGAACAUGUCAAGGCCGGUCUUCCGUCAAGAAGGCACGGUCUCGACCGCGAAGUAUGACCAGAGAUGAGACGCAACUUUCCCGAAGUCCUGUGAAGAAACUGACAGAGUCAAAGCUGACAAAGGUCUACUCUCACUCGUCCUUAAAUCUGGCUGCUACUGGAGAGCAGGGGAACAGUGGCGAUGCGUCAAAGCCGGUCCAAAGUCAUUCCGGCUCUCCAUCCAGAAGCGUGACUCCAAGUCGUCUUGCUAACAAGAAUGGAGAAAAGGACUGGGAGACUGGAUCCAGCGGAACGUCUCCCGCACCAGAGUACACCGGUCCAAAGCUUUUCAAGGAACCGAGCUUCAAGUCCAAUAAGUUCAUCAUCCACAACGCCCUCUCUCGCUGCUGUCUGGCUGGGAAAGUCAACGAGACGCAAAAGACUAAGAUAGUUGAGGAGAUGGAGAAGAGUCCAGCCAACCACUUCCUCAUCCUCUUCCGUGAUUCUAGCUGCCAGUUCCGAGGUGUUUACACCAUGAACCCCGACUCCGAGGAGCUGGUGCGGCUAGCCGGCGUCGGCCCGAAGACUGUGAGCUCCGCCCAGGUGGAGUCCAUCUAUAAAUACAGUUCAGAUAGGAAGCAGUUCAGUGCCAUCCCCUCGAAAACCAUGGGCAUGAGCGUCGAUGCCUUCACCAUCCCCGGACAUCUUUGGCAGGGAGGCGGAGCAUCAGGAGGGGGAGGGAGCAGGAGGGCCAGCAUCACAAAGAAGGCGGUAGUUUCCAAGCUAGGGCCAUAAUUUGGAAGAAUUGGCUGGAGAUUGUAUGUUAGUGUACAGCAUUCACUUGACCUCGUGAUUCCAUAGGGGGGAAGGGGCUCUGGUCAUUCCCAAGACAUGAAGGGUAGAGCGGAGCAUCAUGAUUUCAAUGAAAAGGUUUCCUCAGAAAAGCACAUGACAAGGACUGGGGAGCGUAGAGCGUGUUUUUGAUCUACUAUCAGUUGGAUCAUGGAACUACGGCUGCAUUUUUGGGGUUUCUGGAACAUGGCACACGGAAGUCAGGGGACAAUCGAGGGAUGCAGGCUGAUUUUCUGCCGCUAAGAACCUCUUGUGAACGUGUCUCUUUUGGCACGUGGGGCCUCACCGGCAUUCCACUGGCACUUUCCCUUGGGUGGAUGUUUGGUACAGUUUGGCUCUGCUCACCCCAGCUGGUCCUGUUCGUCGGCGACUGCCUGGGUCAGGUGGACGGACCUGUGAGGGCCAGAUGGAGCGGCCAGUUGUCCCACUGUAAGGUAGUUUGUGUGGUGUUGGUGAGGGGGGUGGAAGGUUUCCACAACGCAGUACACAGAGAGAGGGGGUAUGGUGUGCGACCUACAGCACCACACAACAAAAGAAGGCUGGAAGUAAAGACAGGAAAGCAUGGCGCCCUCUAGUGUCCAGACAUAAUACUGCAGAUCCACCCAGACCGGACCUCACACCCCUCCAACAUUUAGGAAACACUUUCCUCAAGUGAAUGCUGUACACAAGACUGAAAUACAAAUGUGUAUUAACGUCCCCGAUGUGCAUGAGAAUACGACGCACAGCUCCUUUACCUUUGAAGAAAACACUUAAAGGUUUAGACAGGAAUGUUUUGUUUGAAAAGCUUAUACAAGUCUUUUAAUUUUAUAAUUUUAGCGCCACCUUUGGUAUUUUACACGUUUUCUACAUGAAGCCAAACGGCAGACAGAUGCCUUUUUUUGCGUCAAGAUGACGAGACUUUCAUUUUUUAUACGAUAGCGUGAUUUAAUUUGACGACACAAGCACAUUACUUUUUAUGUGGAACAGCCAUACUGACAAGUCAAAGCUGGCGCAGCAUGGCGGGUGACUCCAUGUGACAUGAGCUCUUCCUAAACUCCCAGUGUAGAAUCGGGGGAACGUGAAUGAAGUGUGAGCACAGAAGAGGACAGGAGGUGCUGAGAUUGUUGUGCUUUGGUUGCAACGACCAGGAAAAUAAAUGACUGAAUUAAUGGACACCUUGUAUUUAUUGUUGACAGUAAAGGGGGCGGGGCAGGGCCUAAAUAAGUGCUGAGUCAUACACUGUCAGCACACAAAUUCUUUAUCAUUCAGCAGUGUUUUUUCAGCCUUUUUUGAACCACAGCGCCACCGAAGGAAUCACGGCCAAAGGUCUCAGAAAAAAUCCCUUUGAAUUUGUGAAAAACGUGCAGCGACUGCCACUC
Messenger RNA from Synchiropus splendidus (mandarinfish), 6449 nucleotides. RefSeq names its product calmodulin-regulated spectrin-associated protein 3-like. Gene Ontology annotation, cellular component: microtubule minus-end. Lineage: Eukaryota; Metazoa; Chordata; Actinopteri; Syngnathiformes; Callionymidae. Bases 277 to 5034 code for a protein of 1585 amino acids. The record is from RefSeq and is a predicted model, not a curated record. Gene Ontology annotation, biological process: negative regulation of microtubule depolymerization; neuron projection development; cytoplasmic microtubule organization. Gene Ontology annotation, molecular function: spectrin binding; microtubule minus-end binding; calmodulin binding. The transcript is spliced from 18 exons.